Eruca vesicaria subsp. sativa (arugula) is the source of this 1630-nucleotide messenger RNA. The record is from the annotation of a GenBank genome assembly. NCBI's taxonomy places the organism in Eukaryota, Viridiplantae, Streptophyta, Magnoliopsida, Brassicales, Brassicaceae.
CCGAGAUCCACUUAUAACUAAUCAAUCAAUCUCUUCGUCUUCCCAACCAAAUCUCAAAUCAUAAAAUUCACAUCAACAAACACUGUCUUUCCCUCCUCCAAAAGCUUCUUCUUCUCCAACAACAAGAGCUUAAUUUGAAGUAGUAGUAGUAGCUUAGUGAUUCAGAUUCUGAGUUUCUAUAGAAUGAGAGCAAUUGAACAUUCUGUUGAGGAAGAAUCUGUUAUAAAGAAAGCGAGAAUGAUUGGUAACGUAGUAGAAGAGGCUCCAUUGAUGUCACAAAACGAACCUGUGGCGGUUGAUGUUGUUGUGAAAGAGACUUGUGUUGCAUCAGGUGUUGAUGGAAGCGAGAAUGGCCAAGUAGUUGUUGAAGAAGAAGAGAAGAAGAAGAUAGAGGAAGUUUCAGCUGCACUGAGCUUAGCAGAUACAGAACAUAUGGAUCUAAAAGAAACUCUGGAGUUAGAAGAAGUUGAUGUUGUUGUUGUCUCAGGUGCUGAUGUAAACACUGAAAAGCUUCCAGCUUUGGCGCUUGAGAAGAACAACGAAGAUUCUGUUGUUACAUCUGCUGUUGAUGCAAGCAGAGAUGAGAUCAAAGAAGUGAUUGUGUUGAAUCCAUCGGUGGUAAGGAGGAAAAAACUUCUAGUUCUUGAUCUGAAUGGGUUGCUUGCAGAUAUAGUUAAUCCUCCUGCAGAUUGUAAAGCUGAUAUUAACAUUGGAAGAAGAGCAAUUUUUAAGAGACCAUAUUGUGACGAGUUCUUGAAGUUCUGCUUUGACAAGUUUGAAGUUGGUAUCUGGUCCUCUAGAAAAAAGAACAAUGUGGACAGAAUCACUGAGUUCUUGCUCGGAGAUAUGAAGAGUAAACUGUUGUUUUGCUGGGACAUGUCUUACUGUGCCACAACAACUCUUGGUUCACUUGAAAAUAAACACAAAUACGUGGUGUUCAAGGAUCUAAACCAGCUCUGGGAGAAACACGACCCAAAACUUCCGUGGCAAAAGGGUGAUUACAAUGAAACCAACACGGUUUUGCUAGAUGAUUCUCCUUACAAGGCUUUGCUUAACCCUCCAUAUACAGCGAUAUUCCCACACUCAUACAGCCAUCAGAACAAGUCAGACACGUCCUUAGGUAGUGGUGGUGAUCUGAGACUUCAUCUGGAGAAGUUAGUAGAAGCUGAAAACGUUCAAGAUUUCAUCAAGAAUAACCCUUUUGGGCAAGAAGCUAUUACUGAAGCUAGUGAAGAUUGGGAGUUCUAUAAAGAGGCCACUCGUAUGCACAAUCAUCUACGCAUUUAGAAACCUCAUACGGUAGAAAAGAGAAGGAUUGUUGCAAGAUUUUUUACUAGGUGGUUGGUAAAACAGGCGAGAGAAAGAUAAGAGUAAAGGAAAGGAGCUUGAUGUUGUUGUUAUAGUUUUUUUUUCUUUUGGGUAUUUCAUUGUAGAGGUUGGAAACUACAAGUAAUUUGCUUACUUACUUAAAUCUGGUUUAUAGAUUUUUUUUUUUUUCUACAAGAUUCUAUUUUCUCACCUAUGAUUUUAUUUUAUUUGUGUCUUCAGAUUGUAAGUUUUGAUAUUGAAAGUUGGUUCGACCAUCUAAUCUUUUUUUUGACAACUUAGAGCAAUCACAUUUCUGUUUCCU